AUGGAAGAACAAAAUGUCAAUCAUCGAAGAUGGGAUGAGCUAGCGCCCGAUGCACUUGGCCUGAUCUUUGGCCGACUCUCUCUUGAGGAAUUGCUUAUGGUGAUGCCAAGUGUAUGCAAGUCUUGGGAAAAUGUGGUGAAAGGAUCGUACUGUUGGCAAGAGAUCAACAUUAAUGAUUGGUGCUACGAUUCCACACCGGAGAAAAUCGAUAGGAUGGUUCGAAUGCUAAUCAAUCGAAGUGACGGAUGUAUGCGCAAGUUAUCCGUUUCUAAUCUUUGUGGCAAUGCCAUCAUCUCCUUCAUCGCGGACAAUGCUAGUUCUCUUCAAAUGUUGGAAUUAGUUAGAUGUGACAUGACCGACGAAGUGUUAGAACUGGAGGCAGAGAAGUUCUCCUCGGUCACCUCAUUGGAUUUGAGCUACUCGUAUCAAAUAGGGGCUCGAUCUCUUUUGGCUAUGGGAAAUAGUUGUCCACAACUUACCUCCCUUAGUAGAAAAAUGCACCCAACCGAUAUUCAAAAUGAGGUUGGUCAAGACGACGAGGCAUUAGCCAUUGCCAACUCGAUGCCGAAUCUUAGGAAGUUGGAGAUAUCAUAUCUCGUUGUGGGGACAGAGGCAGUGAUGGAGAUCAUUCAAAAGUGUCGAAAUUUGGAGCUGUUGGAUUUGAAGGGUUGUUGGGAGACUUGGAUUGAUCACGAAGAAUUGAAGUUAAAGUUUCCUAAUUUGAAGAUUUUGGAGAUAAAGUCAGAUUUGGAUGAAUUGUACGACUCUGAUAGUUGGGACGAGUCCAACGACGAGGGCGAUGAAUUUGAAGAGAAUGUUGUAUUCUUCUUCUUUGAAUGA
Messenger RNA from Impatiens glandulifera, 840 nucleotides. RefSeq names its product F-box protein FBW2-like. The coding region runs from base 1 to 840 and encodes 279 amino acids. Lineage: Eukaryota; Viridiplantae; Streptophyta; Magnoliopsida; Ericales; Balsaminaceae. The record is from RefSeq and is a predicted model, not a curated record. Gene Ontology annotation, molecular function: protein binding. The transcript has 2 exons.